This is a messenger RNA of Phytophthora nicotianae INRA-310, 606 nucleotides long. RefSeq lists its product as hypothetical. Bases 1 to 606 code for a protein of 201 amino acids. The record is from RefSeq and is a predicted model, not a curated record. Lineage: Eukaryota; Oomycota; Peronosporomycetes; Peronosporales; Peronosporaceae. The transcript has a single exon.
AUGGCGAAUCCAGUGCCACUUAGUGAGAUCAAGAAGCGCUCCACAGUAUCCGACAGCGCGCGAAAACUCUCGAUACCUGUGUUCAAGGCUGGAAAACCUGAUGAAAUUGCGUAUCAGAGAGCAGCUACCCACGAGAAAACGAUGCAGAGAUUCCAAUUACGAAAACUGCCCAGUGAUCGAGCCCACCUGUCAAACUUUGGUAGUGAUAAACGCGUCAUAAUCGAUAAGGCUUUCGAUGCUAGACCCUCCAAGAAUCACCGAUUCUCGCUCCACCGUUUCUUGAAAUCGGCUUUUGGCCGAAAGGCUAGGAAACGAGCACUUCGAGUGGUAACGUCGCCGAUCACCCCGGACAGCUGGACCUACACAGUACAUGGUAUCGUCAUGCUACUGGUCUACCACUUUCAGCUACUUGACCUACCGUUUGCUCCAAGUUUCUAUCCCAACGGUUCAUACGUGACGACGGUGAAGGCAAUGGUGUUCGAAACACUAUUUCUGCUUGAUCUCCUGCUUACGUUAAACACCGCCUACAUCGACCAAGGGGUCCUGGUGACGUCUCGACGGAAAAUGCAAAGCAAUAAUUCCCCAAAGGGGUCCCAACCCAAUUAA